UCGGACAUCACACGCAUACGCACAAUGAGCUCUGUCUUUGAACUGAAAACACUUCAUUUCAUGCACCGGAUUUGAGCAACCACGGAUUCUUGCUCCAUAUGAGGAAGAAAAUCUUGAAAGCACCUUGUCUCCUCUUGAGUCUGUUCACAAGUUUGAAUCUCUGCUCCGGAAAAUUUGGGACGCCGAUAACUGAUGAUGUGAGCAAGCUGUCGUUAUUGACGCAGAAUAUCCCCUCUGAUUAUGAGAUUCCUGUUAGUUAUAUUCCCAAAGAAGUGGCUGGCACGUGCUGGGUGGUGUUGAAUAUCUAUCCUUUGGAGCAGAGUCUUCGAAAGCUAGCCAACAUGUUUGGAGCCAUUUCCUCCAACAAAGAAAACAUAAUUGUCUUUGUUGCGAUGAUGAAGAGUUUACGCUUCACCUUUGACCACGAGGAACUGGAAACAGCGAUGCAAGUCUUCCAGUGUCACUAUCGGGAAGGGAGCUUAAUGUCUGGUCUUUACUUUGACUACAUCAAAGACGUCUUACAUGCCGCCUCUCAAGGAACAUCGGGCUUCUCGUGCAAGCCGCCACCGUGCCUUAAUCCACAACAAACACCAGGUGGUCAAGAGGAGGGUCGAAAGAACAGCUGGUCCAACAGAUAUCCCUUACUUCUGGCUCUCAUCCCCUUCACCGCUUGUGUUAUUAUCAUAGUGUGGCUGGUCAAGUCUGGGAGGCUUUUACCAGUCUGCAACUCUGAAAAUAGUCAAAUGGCACCUUCUGACACGAUCCCGACUGUGUCUAUCUCCAUCCCACUUCAAACACUCACCCACGCUGCUGACACUCAGCCAGUGGGGGAGGCGAUCCCUGAACAUGAGAGCAGAUGAAGCAUGAUUAAUAGAAAAAAAGGGAAAUCUGGACUGCAGAAUAACAACUCGCUCUCCAGGUUGUUCUGUUAUCCUGCUGGAUAAACAAGUGUUUUCUGACACUCUGUCUUUGCUUUCACUCAACUCCAGUGCGUGGACCCGAGCUACGAGAGAAAACUCACCUGCAUGCGAAGGCGGGUGUGUCACAAAAGCCCCCCAGGCACUUCUAGCACUUAACCACCCAAAGAGGUUUUUUGGGACCAGAGGAAGAACUCACUACACAAUGGCUGGUUAUGUGCCAAAAUGGCUGGUUAAGUACAUUAAUUGUCUCGUCUUGGCCAGUGUUUAACAGCGUUUGCCUUCUCCGAGCAGACCGAGUUGGGUUUUUUUUCAUUCCUGCCACCCUGAACCGUUGCCAUUCAGGGUGUUGUCGUGCUCCAGUUUUGAUUUGCGCUCAAAUGUAUGGCCGGAGCCUCGAAUCAAAAAUGUUAUUACACUGUUUGGAAGACGUUCUGAGAUGGGACACCUGUCAUCAAUUUGUUGGCAGGUGUUUACGGAGAGAGUCCUUCCGCUGCUAUGAGUCAACAGCAAAUGCAUUGGGUGUAUAUGCAAAGAAGCACAUUCCUAUCAAUACUGCUUAUUGUUAAUGCGUCAGAAGUUAAAGGGUGAUUUAAGUUGCAUUUGAUCUCAUGCAGCUUGUCUUGUUAUUGACAUUAUUCAGAUCUGUCACAAAUUACAAACCUGCUAGUCACAAACAACACGCCGAGCACUUCAACAAGCGUUCUACUUUGUGUAUGAAAGAUCUGACCAGAUGGCUGAUAGCCAUCGCCAGAGGCCCCUUUGAAUCCUGCCAUUGUAUUUCAAAGCUGUUGCUCAGUGAUCUAUAGCUGCUGCUGGCCACAGUGUGUGUGUGUUUUUAAUGCCUUAUUCACUGAGUCAAUCAUGUUCAGUCAUGAGAACAUGACUCCCCGAGUGUGAGCGCUCUUGUACUGUAUGUGUCAGAGAGAGGGAGCGAGAGACAGGACAGACAGGAUGAGGGAAAGUGAGGGAUAGGGAUGGAUAGAUGGAUGGAGGGAUGAGCUCAGUGAGAAGCAUAAGGAGGACUUGUUCUCGCCACAAAAGAACUGGCCGUAGGCUGGAGGAAAUGCCAGAUACAAACACGACUGAUGUCGGCAGAUCCCAAUGAGUCGACAGGCUAAGAAUCUUUCUAGACCACAGGCUAUGUAGCCUCAUCUACAGAGGAUGGUUAGUAUUUAAAUACGUUUUCUGUAUUCAUAUGAUUUACUGCCAAAACACAUCAAUGAAAGGGGAAGAUAUACCUUUAUUAAUAUGCAUUAGACAAGGUUUACAAAUUGUUUUAUUGUCUUUCUGGUGACCAAUUUGUAUAAUUUUCCUUUUUGUAUUUUGUGGAAAUGGAUGUGUAUUGUAUGUGAAUUAAUUAAGUUAUUUUGUUACAAUAUAAAUCACUUACAACAUGUAAUGAACCUUUUAUUGUAAUUCAAGUCAUGAAUGUACAGAGGAUAGACAAAAUACUGUGAACAUUCUGGGAAAACACAUUUUAUCCUUAAAGUAACUAAAUCAUCAUUGCAAAGCGUGCUACAGUGGCGGACUAUAAUGAUGAUUUGGUCAAUGCCCUUUUUUACUAAAUAGUUACAUUACUUUGUCUAACCCCUGCAAAUGGCCAAUGAGCAAACGCCUGUUGUCAGUAUUACUGUAUGUGUAUAUGUCCACAAUGUAAAAAAAUAUAUAUAUUGGUGCAUCAUAUUGUUGUCGGCAAAACAGUGAUGCAUUACUUUUCAUUGCCAUGGCUAUUCAUUGCAAAAAUAAU
Cottoperca gobio is the source of this 2667-nucleotide messenger RNA. RefSeq lists its product as uncharacterized. Lineage: Eukaryota; Metazoa; Chordata; Actinopteri; Perciformes; Bovichtidae. Gene Ontology annotation, cellular component: plasma membrane. Bases 99 to 860 code for a protein of 253 amino acids. Gene Ontology annotation, biological process: positive regulation of cell population proliferation; cell adhesion. The transcript has 7 exons. The record is from RefSeq and is a predicted model, not a curated record. Gene Ontology annotation, molecular function: cytokine activity; stem cell factor receptor binding.